CAAAAAUUUAUCCUCGAGAAAUCAGUGAAAUGUAUACGUUGUUUGCUGAAUCGGUUUAAAAUAAUCUUUCCGGAUUAAAAACGCAAAGGUAGAUAGCUUCGGACUGUACAAAACAAGGAUAGAUUAACCUCUCUCGAUGCGCUGCAUUAUUGUGGCACUCGUUCCAAUGUGUAUAGAGCUCAAUAACCGCGUGGUAUAUUGAUGUUCUUCAAGAAUCGGUGUGAUCGAUUAAUGACGGCCUUUUGUGAUUAAUGACAGCUGACGCGAUUAAUGGCAGCUGACGCGAUCGAGCGGCGAAGUGGACGGACACGAGGCGCGACUCACGUGUGCGAGAUACUCUCGUUUUCUUGACAUUUUCUGUCAUCAAAUGAGACGACAAAAAUCAUUGAUAUCGUUGCGUCAUCAUUUACGAGCAAUCGUGCGUAAAUUGUUUGCGAUGCGCGAAUAUGAUACGGGUCAAUAAAAACACGUGUAGCGAGCUAGUAACUUAAAGUAGCGACGUGACUUACUUGUUACUACUCCUUGCGUCUCUUCUAUGUCCUACGUGUAUUAUGAGAGAAAAAAAAGGUAUAUCGCAAAAGUGUUAGCUAGAUUAGCUAGAUUAUCGCGGGGGAGAGGGGAGUAUCAAUUGAAAAAGUCAAUAAUUAAAGAAGAGAUAAUUUAGCAUGAUUGUGGGAUAACGGUAAAUUUGAUAAAGUGCCUUGUUUUGCAAGCUGAUCGUCUAAAUUGAACCAAAGAUUAUAUCUAAAAAUAUCUUCCAGAUCAUGGCAGAUAUAAAUAUCUUAGGAUGGGCAGAUUAUCUUGUUAUAGCAGUUAUGCUAUUCAUAAGUAUUGGAAUUGGUAUUUAUUAUAGAUUCAGUGGAGGACGUCAGAAAACUAUGGAGGAAUAUUUUAUUGCAAGUCGAUCAAUGAGCAUUAUACCUGUUGCUGUUGCUUUAGUGGUAUCUUUCAUGUCUGCUAUUACAUUGCUUGGUGUAUCCGCUGAGAAUUACACAUAUGGGACACAAUUUGUUGUAAUAAAUAUAUCAUAUUUAAUAGGCACUCCAUUUGUAUGCUAUGGAUUCUUACCAGUAUUCUUCAAAUUACAAGCAACCAGUGCCUAUGAGUACUUAGAAAAGCGUUUUGGAGUAAAAACUAGGAUGAUGGCUAGUUUUGUUUACUGGAUUCAACUACUUUUAUAUUCAGGAGUAGUACUUUAUGCUCCUUCUUUAGCGUUGGAAGCAACAACGGGAAUUUCUAAAACUGCCAGUAUUAUUAUUAUUGGUCUCGUCUGUGCUUUUUAUUCGAGUAUAGGCGGCAUUAAGGCUGUGCUGAUAACCGACGUAUUUCAAGCUUUACUUAUGUUUGCUGCGGUAUUUGUUAUUAUUGGCAUAGCCGCGACUGAGGUAGGAGGUUUAGAACAGAUAUGGGAAAUAGCGAAGCAGGGACAACGUAUCGAAUUUGAUAGCAUUUCUCCGGAUCCAACAGUAAGACAUACCUGGUGGUCUCUUAUCAUUGGUGGUUUAUGUACAUUCUUAUCGAUUUAUGGAGUGAACCAAGUACAAGUACAACGUUCGUUAACUGUAAAAAAUAUCCAGGCUGCACAAAAAGCUUUAUGGUUGUCUUGGCCUAUUCUGUCAAUUCUUUCGAUCACAACUUGUUUCUCAGGAUUAGCAAUAUAUAGUAAAUAUCAUAAUUGUGAUCCACUUCUCCAGAAAAGGAUUUCUUCACCUGAUAUGCUCAUGCCAUUAUAUGUCAUGGACACAAUGUCCACUCUACCUGGUUUGCCAGGUCUUUUUAUUGCAGGUAUUUUCAGUGCAGGACUCAGUACAAUUUCUGCAGCAUUAAAUUCUCUGGCAGCAGUAACAUUAGAAGAUUACAUGAAACCUAUAUAUAGAAAGUAUACAAGGAGAGAAUUUUCUCCUACAAGGUCAACCACCAUUGCUAAAAUACUUGCUUUUGUGUUUGGCAUUAUUUCUAUUGCUUUGGCAUUUUUAGCGCAGUUAUUAGGCGGAGUACUUCAAGCUGGCUUAACCAUUUUUGGAGUAGUCGGUGGUCCAUUAUUAGGUGUUUUCACACUUGGCAUGGGCACCGAAUCAGCGACAGAAGAAGGCGUAGUAAUAAGUACUCUCACGGCACUUACGUUUUUAUUUUGGAUGGCUUUCGGUCAACCGCGUCCAAUGCCACCUAUGUUACCAACGACUAUUAAAGGCUGUGAUAUGAAUAAUACGCUCACGAAUGCAACAGUAUUCGUUUCACAAAAUGUUACAAAUGUUUUCAACACUGGCGAUAGUUCCUACUUUUAUUUGUAUCGUAUUUCAUACAUGUGGUAUGCUCCUCUUGGAUUUUUAAUAACGUUUAUUCUUGGUCUAUUUAUCAGUGGCCUGUUUCGUUUGUUUAUCAAAGAUCAAAAUGAUAAAUUAGAUCCUAAUUUAUUCUUUCCUGUGAUAGCGCGACGUAUAUAUUAUAGGCGACGUAAAGAUAUAGCGAUCGAUGAUACAGCAAGUUAUGCAUUAGAAAGUAAAUAUUCUUUUAACAAUACGAUUCAGAAGAAUGACAGUGUAGUGGUAAAAGUAUAAAAAUUUAACAAUGCAUCAUUUACAAAGAUUAAUAGGUAUUAGACAUUCCAUAUCAGAAAAAUAUGCGAGAAAAUAACAUAGAAAUGAAAAGAUUACAUGAGAUAUUAUGAAGGGAUAUUUUUUAUUAUAUUUGUAAUAAAAAAAUAAGAUCUAUUGUGCAAAAGUAUAAGUAAUUCAGUAUGUGAGAGAAUUUUCAUAAAUGUGUAUUAAUCACAUUUAUUUCUAACAUAACACUUUUACAUAAAAUUAAAUAAUUUUGUGUAUUGCAACAAAUUUCUUCCAUGUUGCAUUUGCACUGCCGGUUUCUGCUGACUAUAAAUAUAAUUUUUAUAAGUACAAUUGCAUUAUACAGUGAAACAUAUCUGUUCGUCUGCUUGAAUUAUAAUAGCUUAGUUCUUUUUAUAUAUAUUUAUAAAUAUACUUAAAGGAGAAUUAGGGAAUUAGGGAAAUGUUGACAAUAUAUUAGAUAAUAGAAAGAAGGCUAUUUUUUUAAAACAUUAUAUAUGUAAUGGCGGCUGUAACUAACAAAAUUUCCGAAAGAAAAAAAAUAAAUUAUAUAUUUGAUGUGUGUUGUGUUUAAGU
Messenger RNA from Camponotus floridanus (Florida carpenter ant), 3140 nucleotides. RefSeq names its product putative sodium-dependent multivitamin transporter. The record is from RefSeq and is a predicted model, not a curated record. The transcript is spliced from 9 exons. Lineage: Eukaryota; Metazoa; Arthropoda; Insecta; Hymenoptera; Formicidae. Gene Ontology annotation, molecular function: symporter activity. Gene Ontology annotation, cellular component: membrane. Bases 765 to 2558 code for a protein of 597 amino acids. Gene Ontology annotation, biological process: sodium ion transport; transmembrane transport.